AUGAGAGGCUCUUUCCAAGGCUAUUAUGGUAGACCUGGGCGCGGAGGUCUUGUGAAGGGUAAAUCCCCACAGACUUCCAGUCCUGAACCUGCUCUGGGGAGCCUUCUCUCCACGCUCAGCCAGACUGACUUCAACACGACCGCGGGGAAAUAUGAGUCGGACUCAUCCAUCACAGACUGCGUGACUGUGACUUCGUACAAUUGGCUGGACAGAGCAGAGCCGACCAUUGCUGUCCCGGGCAAACCUGCAAAGUGGACACCACUUGUUGCACCACGGCAGCUCAAGCCUGAUGACGGGCAAUACUUCCGUGAUCCCAACGCGGCUCAUCACCCGAAGCAUCCCAUGGAGCCCAUGAUCCUUGCCGUAUUGGCUCAGAGUACCCAUGACGCCAUUGAGGAUGAUGUCGUUGCCUGCGGUAGCACUCUUGGAAACUUGCUGCGGUUCAUCCGCGGGGAGGACAAGCAAUUCAGGAUCCUGGUGGAGCUUGUUGAAGGGGCCGUAUUCUUCAUUCGCAGGGAGAACACGCCGCGAGAGCUUAUACCGGAUGUCAAAGGAUAUGGUCACUCGUUUCCAGAGGCUUACACAACGUGGGAUGCUGAUGUGAAGGGGUCUGUGUCACAUCAGCGAAUCAUCUCAUACCGAUUCGGUGAUCUGAGAUUCCUGAUGAGAUUUGAGGGGGACGGCUACAUUCAAGCUGGAGGCGAAGACAAGAAGACCAGCCAGUAUAGGCCAUCUGAACUCACUGAUGUGAUCGCCAAGGAUGCAGUCGACGGGUUGACGGCGGCACUCGACCAGAGCCGCAUGACUGCUGCUGCGCCAUCUGCUGGCUCAGAAUUGACGGUGUCCUCUUCUGGGAAAUUGGUCAACCAGGAGUGUGUCUUUGAUCUAAAGACUCGGUCUAUCCGGAGGAAGGAGGUGGCCUCCUUCGAAGAUACCUUUGCCGAGCAGCUCCCUCGAUUGUGGGUGGCACAGAUACCCCAGUUCAUCCUGGCAUAUCACGACCGAGGAACCUUCGAGGAUAUCACCGUGAAGGACACGCGGAAGGAUGUCAAGGCCUGGGAGAGGCAACAAGUUGACGUUCUGUCGCGCCUUGCUGCCCUCAUCCAUCACAUCAUCGACCUCGUCAAGUCAAGGCCCGAUGGAAAGCUGGAGCUCCGUCAUGUAACGGUAGGAACACUUGAGGUUCGUGAGCAGCUGGCAGAUGCCGGCGACGCGCUGUCCGACGCGGUGAGGGAUUUGUGGGCAAAGGAAAGGGGUACGACUGAUGGCGUAAGCAGUGAGAGAAAAGACGUUGACGGUGGAGAGCACCGCGAUUAUGAGGAAGAACCUGAGUACAACAAAGAUGCAUUUGACUGGGAUGAUAGGACUGGACUCAAGAUUAUACGUGGGCUCGAGUCUGGUAGGAAGGAAGAGGAGUCUUUCACUGAUACCAGUGGGCAUCAAUGCCUCGCACCUGGCCACGAUGUACAGUAUCCCAACAUCCUUCUGUGCACCUCUUCAUCAUCGACGGCAGCAGAAGCUGCUGCGCCGCUCCAGAACCUUGGAUCAUCGCAGUUGGCGUCAGCCAUGGAACCGAAUUUCAAGCCAGGAUGUUCGUGGAACAACUUCGAGACACCAGUCAUGCUGUGA
This is a messenger RNA of Diaporthe amygdali, 1629 nucleotides long. Its product is annotated as geranylgeranyl pyrophosphate synthetase. The transcript is spliced from 4 exons. NCBI's taxonomy places the organism in Eukaryota, Fungi, Ascomycota, Sordariomycetes, Diaporthales, Diaporthaceae. The coding region runs from base 1 to 1629 and encodes 542 amino acids. The record is from RefSeq and is a predicted model, not a curated record.